GUGGACCCGGUUACAGUCUUCCUCUUCUCUCUGACCCUUUUGAUCACACACAGAGGAGAGAGAUAAUGGCACCCUGCAGCCUUCCACUGCUGGCCCUGGCCUGCCUGUCUCUGUCGGUCACAGCUUAGCCCACCGGGGGGGAACAGGACAUCCCCUCCAUGGUCAGACAGAUCAUGGACACUGUGGCAAAGGUGAAGGAAAGGUCUGACCUAACAGCCAGCGUGCUCGCUAUGAAAGAGAGAAUGGAAUCCAUGGAGAAAGAGCUGCAGGCACUGAAAGACAUUCCUAAGGUGGCGUUCGCGGCAUCACUGGGAGGCGAUGGACCCCAAAAGACAGGCAACUUCAACAAAAAGCUGGUCUACAAAAAGGUCUUGACAAAUGUUGGUGGUGCAUACAACGUAGAGACAGGUGAAUUCACGGCCCCGAUUCGUGGAGUCUACUACAUCCGGUUCACGGCCAACGGUCCCUCGGACUUCACCCUGAGCUCCAUGCUGUAUAAGAACGGUGGCCAAGUCCUUCUGGCUGCUCACGAGAGUCCGUCCGGCGAGGGCAGCGAGGACAGUCUGCAAAUGGUGCUGUGGGCCAACACCCAGGUCUGGGACAACGACAACCACCACAGCACCUUCAGCGGCUUCCUCCUCUUCCCCAUGCCAGAGCAGAAAAGCAAUAGGUCUACAUCCCUCCUCUUCCCCAUGCCAGAGCAACCAGAGACAUAGGUGUACAUACACAGUAGCAUUGUUUUCCACUGUUUUCAACUGUUGUUAAAUCAUUGACUGAAUUAAAAAUAACAUUGGAGGUGAA
Molecule: messenger RNA, 801 nt
Organism: Coregonus clupeaformis (lake whitefish)
Lineage: Eukaryota; Metazoa; Chordata; Actinopteri; Salmoniformes; Salmonidae
Product: complement C1q-like protein 4
Exons: 4
Coding region: 159-716 (185 amino acids)
Molecular function (GO): protein binding
Source: RefSeq, a predicted model, not a curated record